AGUGUGGCCCCUGCAGGUGGGAGCCGUUACUGAGAUGGUGCCUCCUGCCAGCUCCCAACAUCUGGUCCCAAAGCCCAGCCGCUCCAGACGGGCUCCUCCCCACCCUCAGUGUCCUGAGGACUUUUCUCUGCCCCUCACACAGUCAGGGCUGCAGCCCAGACCCCUGGGCUCAUCUCCGUGCACCUGCUCUUCCCGCCUCAGAAGCUGCAUCUGGACAGAGCCCCCAGCUCCUGUAACGGCUACUUCCUCUCCACGGCCCCACCUCCUCUGUGACCCACAGCCUGGGUGGCCCAGACUGAGCCACCUGGGGGACCGGUCCAACAGCAUUCCGCCUCCCAGGAUAAAACCUGGGGUGACCUGCAGGACUCUACGCCCUGCAGCCUCCCCACCUCUUCUCCUGCCGGUCCCCAAAAGCACAGCCUCUGUUCCCUCCAGAUCGUUGUCUGGCUGGGCGUCCACCCCCACCAGCAUGGUGGUUUCCAGGCCGCUCAGAGCCCUGGGUGGGGGCUGUGUCAGGAGCCUCAUCCCGCUGCUGCUUCUGGUUUCCACAGCCUCCCUCAACGACGCCAAGAUCCCUGCGGCCCCCGACUGUGGGAAGCCCCAGCAGCUGAACCGGAUCGUGGGCGGGGAGGACAGCAUGGAUGCCGAGUGGCCUUGGGUUGUGAGCAUCCGGAAAAAUGGCACCCACCACUGCGCUGGUUCCCUGCUCACCAACCGCUGGGUGGUCACCGCUGCCCACUGCUUCAAGGGUGACCUAGACCAGCUGGAUCUGUUCUCUGUGUUGCUGGGGGCCUGGCAACUGGAGACCCCUGGUCCCCGGUCCCAGCAGGUGGGCAUUGCCUGGGUGCUGCCCCACCCCCUGUACUCCUGGAAGGAAGCAGCCCGUGCUGACAUCGCACUGGUGCGCCUUGAACACCCCAUUCAGUUCUCUGAGCGAGUCCUGCCUAUCUGCCUGCCUGAUUCCUCUGUCCAGCUCCCUCCCAAUACCAGCUGCUGGAUUGCAGGCUGGGGGACCAUCAGUGAUGGAGUGCCCCUGCCCUACCCACAGACUCUGCAGAAGCUGAAGGUGCCCAUCAUUGACUCAGAAGUCUGCAGCCACCUGUACUGGCGUGGAGCAGGGCAGGAAGCCAUCACAGAAGACAUGCUGUGUGCUGGCUACCUGGAGGGGCAGCGGGAUGCCUGUGUGGGCGACUCUGGCGGUCCCUUGAUGUGCCAGGUCAAUGGUGCCUGGCUGCUGGGAGGCAUCAUCAGCUGGGGCGAGGGCUGUGCAGAGCCUGACCGGCCAGGCGUCUACACCAGCCUCCUGGUCCACCGCUCCUGGGUACAGAGGGUCGUGCGAGGGGUGCAGCUCCGCGGGCACAGGACGCCCAACCCAGGCUCCCAGGUGGCCAGGCGCUCCUAGAGCCUCGAAUUCCCAGUCCACCUGCAGCUGCCUCUGUUGUAAAUACGAUGUUUACCUCUUGGGGGCGCCCGAGGUCCCCGCGGAAUCUGGGAAGGCCACGCCCACACCAUGUUCCGCUCCCGGCCCCGGGCGCCUGCUGUAUAUACAGGAUAUGUUCAUGAUUUUUACAGUUAUUUUUUAACCUUACCUAUAUAUUUAUUCCUUCACUUUCAAUAAAUUAUUUAUUCUCCAGUU
This is a messenger RNA of Chinchilla lanigera (long-tailed chinchilla), 1636 nucleotides long. RefSeq names its product protease, serine, 22 (gene Prss22). The transcript has 6 exons. The record is from RefSeq and is a predicted model, not a curated record. NCBI's taxonomy places the organism in Eukaryota, Metazoa, Chordata, Mammalia, Rodentia, Chinchillidae. The coding region runs from base 35 to 1402 and encodes 455 amino acids. Gene Ontology annotation, biological process: proteolysis. Gene Ontology annotation, molecular function: serine-type endopeptidase activity.